Pocillopora meandrina is the source of this 2298-nucleotide messenger RNA. The record is from the annotation of a GenBank genome assembly. Lineage: Eukaryota; Metazoa; Cnidaria; Anthozoa; Scleractinia; Pocilloporidae.
GUGCAAUCAAAACUGACACUGUCAGUCUUGAGGAAUUACACCAAAGAAUUUUAAGGGAUAAUCAGUGGUUUGUGCGAAGUUUUCAAUUGAGUCGCUUGCGACACCACAAUAUAUAUAAGGAUCACGAACGUGAGCAAAAAUAACUUUCUAAGACAUUGCGCUGAAUAAUGAAAAUUGUUUUCAGUCAAGUCUUUGGGUUGCUUCUCAUGGCUACCGUUGGUAAGUACUGCAUCGCCAUCAACUUUUAUUUCGAAGUGAAAUUUUGAAAUAACACUUAAGCAUAAAGACGAGAAUAUUCUUCAGUCUUAGGUGAAGAUGCAUUACGUGGUAAUGACCGCGAUUACCACCAUCAUAAUUCGCUAGCGGAAUCACAAACUAGCAAAAUCGGACGAGUGCGUCUUGUGGUAUUGAUUGUGGAAUCGCUGACUAAAUGUUAUAUGAAUUCGCACAAGUACCUUCUCAUAACAGACGUUUUUCUCUCUUAAUCUACUAACAUAUCAAUGCAACAACAGCAGUGACACGAAAUAUUUUCCGUCAUUUUCAUUAAGUUUCUUCCACUGUAUAGUCGCGUUAUUCUCGCAGCGAUGACAGCAGCUUUGAAAUUCAAGGAAAAGUCAGUUAUUCGUCAGUUGAAACAAUUUUGAAAACCACAUUUUUUGCACAUUGUCCAUUAAAUCAAUAUCAGCCUGUUUAUCCAUUACCUCAAACAAAAGAUCUCUUAGGUAUAUUUGAUUCAAUGAUAUUUCGAAAGCUUAGAACAUCUAGACGGCGUGGCAAUUUUACAAAAUGAUCCUCAUCAAAAAAUGUUUGCGUUUUGAAAUGAAAAUAGAUGAUAGAGUGAUAAGAUGAAGACAAAGCGAAUGGAAAUAUGUUUGCUUCGUUUUGAUGGAGACGAAAACGAACACUUUUGAAAACGCAUUAGUGUGGUCAAGGUUGCAAUAGUGCAUCACUACCUUGAUUGAAAUACGCGAGUUCACGUGCGGAAACCAAAGGUCUAAGUUUCGAUACCUCAAGAUAUUUUUCUUUGUCCCACGCUCGUGACAAGACAAAAAGACGUCUUUCUGUUAUUAUUUAAUUUACUUUUCAGUUGGGAUAGGUAUCAAACUCAUUCUUGGUAAAAGUGUUCUGUCGUCUUAAUAUCGGCUAAGAAUCAUAUCAGCAUAAAAGAAAAAAUGGCCUCGAAUUUCAGGUUCCGGGGUAUUUAACAUCGUUCGCCGAACGGUGUUGAAUACAAUGAUGCAUGUUGUAAUCAAGAAUUAAUUGUCAGUAGUGUGAUCGUCUGGUUUACCGAGGAGACAGUAUGCGAUCAGUGUCAGGUCUGUCUUAACUCUGGCGAUGGCUCCGUUCACUUAAACAUUACUCAUUACUAACAACAGUCCUUUUUUACGACUUACCUCGCCCGGACGAUUGCAUCAUACGAUCGCGCACAUUCAAACUUUAUAUCCUUGUGUCUUCCGUUUUUGCAAACCUCGCCAGAUGAUCAAAGUGUGUGAUGGGCAUCCAGCUAAAGUAGGCAAAUGAUUUCCCAUCUCAGCAUAAAGAUUUCAUAAAAAUUCCCUUUUAUUUAAUUCAUUUUUUCAGGCUUUGCUUUGACGUGUUUCCAGUGCAAGGGCUUAGAACAGUACUGCCUACAAGAAAAGCUCCGGCGCAACCGAACCCAAGACGCUUGCAAUCAGUACAUGGACAGAUGCAUCAUUAAAACCUUCAUGCUUGAUAUUGGGGUAAUCGAGAUGACCAGAGGCUGUGGAAGGGAAAUUGAGUGUAGAUUAGCAGCACAAGAUUGUAGGAGGAAGAGGAGUGCUCACCAUAGAUGCCAUGUGACCUGCUGCGAAGGAGAUUAUUGUAACGGGAGCAAUCAAAACAUCUGUAAAUUGCAUGUUAAUGUAAUAUUUCUCAUGUACAGUUUUCUAUCUGUAGUAAUGAAUCUACAGUAAUUCAACGUUUCACUCUUUAACUUCUAUGUGUGACCAAGAAAAAAUUUCUCCUUACAAUAUCAAGCAGACAAGUGAUGAGAAUACAGAAAAAUAUUUUAACGAAGGUCAGGAGCUCAUGAUGAGCUCCUGCUAGGGUAUCAUUAGUUGAUCCAAUACCAAAUUCUCCAAACUAUAACAAGAACUAUAUGGCAGACAGUAAGGAGAAUUACUAAUGAGAUUGUGGGAGUUAAAGGGUUAACAUCAAGACCGUGUCAACAAUUCCAUGUUUAAUGACAGUAUUUCAAGGAUAAGGAACAUUUAAACGAUGAAAGAGUAAGACACCGUCAGUCAUAAGUAACCAGUCAUUAUUUAUCGCCGAAGGGGG